AUGCAUUAUGUACCAGCAGAUUUAACAGUUGGUGAUCAUUUUGUCACCAGUAAAAAAGUCGAAUCACUGCUGUUCAAACAACUUCAUCGAGACGAAAAGCAGUGUUUUGAAGAGAAGAAGAUGGUUAAAAUAUUUAAUUUCCUCUAUAUCUUCAGCGUUUUGUUGGCCGCCAAGAAGUCAACUUUUUCAUUCGGGCGCCAUGUGGCCCAAACGAGAUUGGGAAAGCAAGGGAAGCGAACUCUUGUGAUUCCCAGAGCAAUAAAGAUCAAAAUCUGGAAUAAAACGCCUUUAGAUCUUCUAGACGCGAAGUGGAAAGUCCAAAAUCUCGAAAUGGAAGCUCCUUUGUCGAGGGUUGCGGAAAGUCAAAGCCACCCGGUUGAAAUCGUUACCCACUACACAAAAUCUGUCCUAACUAAAAAAUCCCGUAAAACAUUGUGGGUCUCGUACAGCAUAUCCCAAACUGAUCAUCGCAUAUGCAUUUAUGGCAAGUUGAAAAUGAACGGCUUGUUACGAAGACCCAAAUUCAUGUACACUGUUUAUGUAACCGGUACUAAUGCCUGUGAUGAACCCCGCUCACCACCUGAAAAUGUUUUUGUGUCUGAAAACAAGGGGAAUGGAUAUAAAUCGUAUUGGAAGUACGUUACUGCUGAGUGUGCUGUUGUAUCGCACGGGCUGGCUCACACGUUGAAUGUAUAUAUUUUGAAUUUUGGUGAUUUGCCGCCCGUGGGUAUGGAUGGCAUGCUUCAGGCGUGGACGAAACAAAGGCAGCAGCCUAACCAGAACCAGCCUGACCAGAACAAACCUGACCAGAACCUGCCUGACCAGAACCAGCCUGACCAAAAUCAGCCUGACCAAAACCAGCCUGACCAAAACCAGCCUGACCAGAACCAGCCUGACCAAAACCUGCCCAACGUGAAUCUGCCUUAUGUGAAUCGGCCUGACCAGAAGAUGCCUAACGUCAACGGGCCUAACGUGAACGAGCCUAACGUGAACGAGCCUAACGUGAACGGGCCUAACGUCAAUGGGCCUAAUGUGAACGGGCCUAACGUCAACGAAUCUAACGUCAACGAGCCUAACGUGAACGGGCCCAAGGUGAACGGGCCUAACGUCAACGGGCCUAACGUCAACGGGCCUAACGUCAACGGGCCUAACGUCAACGGGCCUAACGUCAACGAGCCUAACGUGAAUGAGCCUAAGGUGAACGGGCCUAAGGUGAACGGGCCUAACGUGAACGGGCCUAAGGUGAACGAGCCUAAGGUGAACAGGCCUAACGUCAACGGGCCUAACGUCAACGGGCCUGAGGUGAACGGGCCUAACGUGAACGGGCCUAACGUCAACGGGCCCAAGGUGAACCGGCCUAAUGUGAACGGGCCUAACGUCAACGAGCCUAACGUCAACGAGCCUAAGGUGAACGGGCCUAACGUGAACGGGCCUAACGUGAACGGGCCCAAGGUGAACGGGCCUAAUGUGAACGGGCCUAACGUCAACGGGCCUAACGUCAACGAGCCUGAGGUGAACGGGCCUAACGUGAACGGGCCUAACGUGAACGCGCCCAAGGUGAACGGGCCUAAUGUGAACGGGCCUAACGUCAACGAGCCUAACGUGAACAAGCCUAAGGUGAACAAGCCUAAGGUGAACGGACCUAACGUCAACGGGCCUAACGUCAACGAGCCUAACGUGAACGGACCCAAGGUGAACGGGCCGAAGGUGAACGGGCCCAAGGUGAACGAGCCUAAGGUGAACGGGCCUAACGUGAACGAGCCUAACGUGAACGGGCCUAAUGUGAACGGGCCUAACGUGAACGAACCUAACGUCAACGAGCCUAACGUGAACGGGCCCAAGGUGAACGGGCCUAACGUCAACGAGCCUAACGUCAACGGGCCUAACGUGAACCAGCCUAACAUGAACGAGCCUAACGUGAACGGGCCCAAGGUGAACGGACCCAAGGUGAACAGGCCCAAGGUGAACAGGCCCAAGGUGAACAGGCCCAAGGUGAAUUAUCCUAAUGUGAACCAGCCUAACGUGAACGAGCCUAAAGUGAACCAUCCUGACCAAAACCAGCCUGACGUGAACAAGCCUGGCCAGGAUCAACAGAGCAUAAUACCAGUGGAUGGCGAUAAAGAAGGCACUGACAUUCAACCGGACGGGAAUACGGACACCGCGAAUGAACCACCAUCACUGCAAGGAACAACAAAUGUGAAUCAACCAGGUUUACCAAAAGUACCAUCCAAUGUAAACCGAUUGCCUUCAUAUGGGCCACCAGCGUGGAAUACGGCUAUUUUCGUCCCACCUGCGAGGCAGCUUUCCUAUGGUGAGAUAGUUCAGCCAAGGAUCAGUGGCCGACUGAGGAAAAACCGUAAGCCAGGCGGGGGAAUAAAUGUUAAACCCAUGAUGAAUGCCAAGGUUCAACCGAAUGGCCGACUGAGGAAAAACCGUAAGCCAAGCGGGGGGCUAAAAGUUAAACCGAUGGAUGUGCAAGGAAAGAAGAAGAAGAUAUCCUCUGUAAAUUUCACUCCUUUGUUGGAAAGACAGAGCUUCAAAUAA
Molecule: messenger RNA, 2544 nt
Organism: Paramuricea clavata
Lineage: Eukaryota; Metazoa; Cnidaria; Anthozoa; Malacalcyonacea; Plexauridae
Source: the annotation of a GenBank genome assembly